Arachis ipaensis is the source of this 3254-nucleotide messenger RNA. The record is from RefSeq and is a predicted model, not a curated record. NCBI's taxonomy places the organism in Eukaryota, Viridiplantae, Streptophyta, Magnoliopsida, Fabales, Fabaceae.
GAUACAACAAAAUGUCCAAUCACCACCACCGCUAGCAAUCUCGCUCUUAUCAUCAUAAUUUCUACUUCUAUUAUUUCCAUUAUAUAUUAUGGUACCUCAUCACCAUCACUAUGUUCUUUUUAACAUCCUUUUUUCUUCUUUCAAGCCUUCUAAUGAGAAAGUGUCACUAUUCUCUUACCAUAUUUCUCGUUCGACGCGAUUUCUUCCUUUCCAAAGAGUCUCUUUGGCUGCUGCUUCUUGCAACGUUAUUUUAGGUAAUAAUCAUUCUCCACCAAAUAAAACAUUUACAUAUUACAUAUAAAACUACAACUAAACUAAUUUUUGUGACAUUUGAUAAACAUUUAUUGGAAGAUAAUGUCUCAAGAUAAUAAAGAUUAAGUGAUAUGUUGUCUUUUUAUAAUCAAAUUGGGUGGGUCUUCACUAAUCCGCUUAAACAAGUGUUGGGAGUUAGUCAUAAGAAUUGUAAUGUCUUUCGUGUCGAUAAACGUUGACUGAAUUGAGUAUUUAUUCUAAAUGCAAUCUUUAAGCAUGGAAUGAAUUGUUAAAAUUUUUCUAAGAAAAAUAUUUGGUGAAAAUGCAUAGUUGCAGAAAGAGCCUUCAAAACGAAUCCAAACUCAAUAGUUGGCUUGGUUGACUCGAAAAAUCAAGCGAAUUGAACUAAAAUAUGUAUAAAUACAUAAAAGUAGGAAUAAAAUUUUGUGUUUGCUCCAAGAUUUCUUAAUAGUUCUAGUGGAUUCAAUUUUUGUUGAAGAAGGAUUCUCCAAUCCAAGGUGUGUCUUUUGGCCCGUUUUACUAAAAACAGAAAGAAUGUUUUAUUGGAUAAUUUAAUAAGUUAAAGAGGAAUGAGAGGGAAGGUUACGGCGGUAUAAGGGAGCUGGUGGCGGUGGUCUGGCGAUGAUGGUGACACCGGUGUUGGAUGACGCAGAUGUUCGGCGAAUAGGGAGAUCAGAGAUUCCUUUUCAGACCUUCAAUGGCAUCUCAGGCAUGAAUGGUGGCUACCAUGGAGUAGAAACUAGAAACCAUCAUUGAAGACCACGGAGGAGCGCACAGCAGCUGGAGAAGGAGGAGUGAAUUCCUCACCAAUGUUUGGGCUGGGUUAUCUGGCCCAGACAAUGACAAAAAAAAGGAACGAGGGGGUGCGGAAUAACAACUAGGCAGUUUCAAAAUCAGUAAUGAGCAAGGUUAGCCAUCGAUUUCCUGAUUCCUAAUCCAAUCCUGGUUCGCCGUCGCCAUGAGCAACGAUAAUCAGAGGUUGUUGAACCCGAACCCGAAUCCAGAAAGGCUUCUGGCAAUCCCAGUGAAGAAGAGUGAUCCGGUGGAGCUGUACAGGCCGUUACGCAAUUUGGUAGCGAGAAAAUACUCAGAGAGCGAUGCGCAGAAAGUUGAAAGCGUUCUGGAAACCCUCAACAAAUGCCGCAGCGACAUGGUGGAGCGAGGGGGCCUCUCCCUUCCCAUGCAACGUGACUGCCUCAUUCACUACUUCAAAUGUCUUUGCAUGGUUGACCCACUCUUCACCGCUAUCUCUUCCGACUCCGAUUCCGACCCCAUCGUCUUUGUCUGGUACGACGCCUUCAACUCUGAGCAUGAGAAUGGGGUCUCCUCGCAGCGCAACAGCAUCCAAUUGGAGAAGGCUUCUGUUCUCUUCAACCUUGGCGCCGUAUGCAGCCAGAUUGGGGCCUCUUGCGACCUCACCACCCCUCUUGGCCGUCACCUUGCAAUCGACGCCUUCAAUGCCGCCGCCAUCUUCUUCUACAAACUCUGGAAGGUUUUUGCCAAGGACGUCUCCGCCACCCUCGACUUGACUCUCCUCUUCGCCGAGACUCUGUACCGCCUCUCCGGCGCUCAGGCUUUGGAGAUCAGAUUACAGCAACAACUCGAUCACAACAACAACGACACCGCCGCCAGUUCCGCUCUCCAACAACAUCGAAUUGCCGUUACGUUUAGAUUGGUUUCCGAGAAUUAUCAGAUAGCAUAUGAUCUGAUACUACAUGAUUCGGCUGCAACCGAACAUGUCUUCUCAUUUGACCGAACAUGGAUGACUCAUCUUCAUCAGAAAGUGAAAUUCUUUAAGGUGGAGGCUCAUCGGAGGCGAUCAUCCAUCCUACCCAAAUCCCAGCUACCUAAAACAAUCUCAUUGUUCCGUUCCUGUCCUCUUGAUCAUGAUGCGGUAUCUGUCACUGAAAAAUUAGUUAGAGGGAUUUGUUGCUGGAUGUCAUUGGUCCGAUCCUGUCCUCUUGAUCUUGAUGCAGAAUUAGUUAAAAAGAUUUGGAAGCUUAAACACAAGUCUAUACCGAAGCAAGAACGAAUCCCAUACCUUGACCUCCUCCUCUCUGAGUACAGCUCUUUCAAGAUUAUCGAUGAUGGAAAGCUUGUGGCCAACCCUUGGGACAUGCCUCCUCCUUAUCCAACAAAUUUGGAAAUCCUCUCUUCUUCGUCUUUGUCAAUUAUGCUUCCGAUCCCUUUGAAGAAGAGUGAGCCCUUGGACCUCUAUGAGUCCCUUCGCAGUUAUGUUGCCCUUAAAUACUCCGAGAGCGAGGCAGAGAGAGUAGAAGGCCUUUUCAAAAUGGUAGACAAAUUGCGCAGUGAAAUGCAGCGUGAUGACCUCUCUCUACCCGUUCGCCGUGACUGCCUCAUCCACUAUUUGAAAUGCGUUUGCAUGAUUGAGCCUUUGUUCCCCAUGACUACCUCACCCAAUCCACCUAUCUUUGUUUGGUACAAUGCAUUCAACCCACAACAGGACUCUUCUCAGCACAACAUCCAUUUCGAGAAGGCCUCUGUUCUCUUCAACCUGGGAGCCCUCUCCACCCACAUUACUCUCUCCUGCGAUCUCAGCACCGUCCAAGGCUAUCGCCUUGCCAUGGAUGCAUUAUAUGACGCUUCAUAUUGGUUCUUCAUACUGUGGAAGCGUGUGGCUGAGAAGGCAUCUGCCACCAUUGACUUGUCAGUAAACUGUGUCCAGAUGCUGCGCGAGAUGAUAGCUGCUCAGAUUGCCGACUUGACAUGGAAUUGUCCUCAUUCCCAUUCUGAUGGAUCAUCAUUAGCUGGAUAUCUUGUUACUCUGCGUUGUCGGAAAGCUUAUGAUCUGUCGACAUUGGGGCCUUUAGCUGAGAAUUUUGUUCAAUCCUCGAUACCUCAAUUUCUUGAGUCAAAGAUGAAAACCCGCCAUGUUCAAACUGAUCCUAGUGAUGUCACUGAACAAUUUCUUUCUGGGUAUUGUGAGGCUCAAUCCCUGCUUCAAGAUUAAGGAUGGAAAU